AUGGAUGCUCGUCACUCUUUGGACAAGCGGCAUAAAGACCUUGGGGCUCUUGAUGAGGUCGAGGAGGUCCUCAAGACAGCCCCCCAAGCACGCGACUACUCAGGUGCACAUGAAAAGACUGACCCGCGUGAGAUCGCCCUCGUGCGAAAGCUCGAUUGGUGGAUCAUGCCUAUUCUAUGGCUGAUGUACUGGCUCAAUUACCUCGACCGAAAUGCCAUCGCCCUCGCUCGUCUCAACACCAUCGAAAAGGACCUCAACCUCACCGGUUCUCAAUAUCAGACCUGCGUCUCGAUCCUCUUUGCAGGUUAUGUCAUUGUUGGUAUUCCAGCGAAUAUGGUCGUUACUCGCGUUCGACCGAGCAUCUGGAUGGCGUCUUGUAUGACGGUCUGGGCCAUCAUCAGUGGCUUGACAGCGUUGAGUCGUAACUAUACCGGUUUGCUGCUGACGCGCUUCUUCUUGGGCAUUACUGAGGCGCCGUAUUAUCCUGGUGCACUGUAUAUCCUUGCAAGAUUCUACACUCGCAAGGAGCUUGCGACUCGCAUCUCCAUCCUGUAUACCGGAAAUAUUCUUGCCACGGCGUUUGCAGGCUUGAUCGCUCUAGGUAUCUUUGAGAUGGACGGAAUGGCCAAUCUCGCUGGCUGGCAAUGGCUCUUCAUCAUCCAAGGCGCCGUUACCCUCUUAGUCGCACUCAUCGGCUUCUUCGUCCUCCCCGACGAGCCCCUCACAACACACUGGUUGACUGAGCAAGAACGCCAACUAGCCCACGAGCGAACCCAGCGCGACACCGUAGGAAAUGCCGGCGAGUCAACAAGCUUCUCUGGCAUUCGUGAAGCGGCGAAAGAUCCCAAGGUUUGGCUUUUCGUCGUCAUGCAGCAUUGUCAUCUUGGUGCGAAUGGCUUCAAGAACUUCUUUCCGACUGCUGUCAAGACGCUGGGAUUCAAUCAGACUAUCACCCUGGUCUUGACAUGUCCCCCUUAUUUGAUUGCGGGAGCAAUUUCGAUUGCUUGGUCGUGGUCUUCUGGACGAUUUAAUGAGCGAACUUGGCAUAUCACCAUUGCGAAGGCGGUCGCGGUGUUUGGCUUCAUUCUUGGUUGCGCGACGCUCAAUACUGGUGCUCGAUACUUCGCAAUGUGUGUCUUUUCGAUCGGUACAUAUGCAGUCAACAGCAUCAUCCUCGGUUGGGUCUCAGCCACUUGCUCUCAGACCAAAGAGAAGAAAGCUUGUUCCCUCGCCAUCGUCAACUGUAUUGCUGUAGCAUCCUUCAUCUGGACUCCGUACAUGUGGCCUUCUUCCGAUGAACCUCGCUACACCAUGGCCAUGUCUUCAAGCGCUGCGCUGAGUGUCGCAACUGCAAUUGGGGCGUGGGGAAUGAGGUUUUGGCUCAUGCAGGAGAAUAAGAAGAUCAGGCAGUCUGAGAAUGAGUCCACGCUGUACUACGCGUAUUGA
Molecule: messenger RNA, 1446 nt
Organism: Fusarium proliferatum ET1
Lineage: Eukaryota; Fungi; Ascomycota; Sordariomycetes; Hypocreales; Nectriaceae
Exons: 5
Coding region: 1-1446 (481 amino acids)
Biological process (GO): transmembrane transport
Cellular component (GO): membrane
Molecular function (GO): transmembrane transporter activity
Source: RefSeq, a predicted model, not a curated record